AUGAGAGGAACAGUAUCAAUAAUUAUGAUAAUCAUUUUGUUAUUCUGUGUUGGUUUCUAUGCCUUCUACUCUACCAUCACCACUGGCUCCCUUUUACCACGACAUGUUCUUGACAGUUGGAGUAGGAGAGCUAAUCUUUUGAAUGGAAACAUUCCUUCUGCUGCUUUUUCGGUAAAACAAUCAACAGUUGAUGAGAGCAGAGAGAUCAAGUCGAGAUUAAAUUCACUUCCGUCCUCACAAUUCAAGAAGAAAAUUAUUGAGAGAGGUGAUUUAUCAGCACAUGUGUUGGAUCGUUCGAUUUAUAAUACAUUUGUGAGAUAUCAGAGUGGUAGUCAUUCAGAUUCAGAGCACGAGAGGAAGGAAAAUGAUGGUGGAUCGGAUUCGAUUGUGAUUUCAUCAUUUGUGCCCAUGAUGAAUGGUUAUGAGAGGUUGAUCUUGUCUGAAUGCAAAAAUAUCGAUCGGGUGAAUGGUGACGACAGUUUGACUUCGAGACAUGUCUGCUAUGUGACCUCAAAUUUGAAAAAGGAAGGAAAUGACAAUUUGGCAUGUGUCAUUUUAAGAGAGAAAGGCCUUUUUACCGUAGACAUUCACAAUGAUAUGGAUUCAUGUUGGAAAGGAGGAAAGGAUUCAAAUGGAAGCAUUAGAAUUUCAUAUUUUGGAGAGGGAUCAUUCUCAUCCCUUUUGAUUUCAAUGUUUUCAGUGUUUGUUGUAUUGACCUUUGGAGGGGUGAUGAUUUUCAUGGCAGGAUUUUCAAUAUUUCUAUAUGUCUUUUUGAGAAUUAACUUGUUUGAUUUCAAAAUUGAUCAAAGUUAA
Molecule: messenger RNA, 813 nt
Organism: Naegleria gruberi
Lineage: Eukaryota; Heterolobosea; Eutetramitea; Acrasida; Naegleriidae
Exons: 1
Coding region: 1-813 (270 amino acids)
Source: RefSeq, a predicted model, not a curated record